Molecule: messenger RNA, 1177 nt
Organism: Gracilinanus agilis (Agile Gracile Mouse Opossum)
Lineage: Eukaryota; Metazoa; Chordata; Mammalia; Didelphimorphia; Didelphidae
Product: P2X purinoceptor 1-like
Exons: 9
Biological process (GO): monoatomic cation transmembrane transport; response to ATP
Cellular component (GO): plasma membrane; nuclear inner membrane
Molecular function (GO): ATP binding; extracellularly ATP-gated monoatomic cation channel activity; purinergic nucleotide receptor activity
Source: RefSeq, a predicted model, not a curated record
GUGGGUCUUUCUCUUCGAGAAGGGCUACCAGACCGCUGACAGUCUCAUCAGCUCGGUGUCUGUGAAGCUCAAGGGCCUGGCGGUGACCAAUAUCUCGGGCCUGGGCCUCCAGGUCUGGGACGUGGCGGAUUACGUGUUCCCGGCCCAGGGGGACAGCUCCUUCGUGGUGAUGACUAACCUCAUUGUGACCGCGGGGCAGGCCCAGGGGCUCUGUGCUGACAAUCCAGAUGGAGGGAUUUGCCAGGAGGACGGCGACUGCCCGGCGGGAAAGCCCAAACGCAAAGGCCACGGCAUCCGGACCGGCAGCUGCGUGGACUUCAACAGCACGGCCAGGACGUGCGAGAUCCAGGGCUGGUGCCCGGUGGAGGUGGACGACCACGUGCCCAACCCGGCCCUCCUGAGGGAGGCAGAGACCUUCACCCUCUUCAUCAAGAACAGCAUCAGCUUCCCCCGGUUCAAAGUCACCAGACAAAACCUGGUGGAGAGAGUGACCAAGCAGUAUCUGAAAAGCUGCGUGUACCACAAGAGCACGGACCCCCUGUGCCCCGUCUUUGAGCUGGGCGCCGUCGUGAGAGACUCGGGCCAGAACUUCAGUGCCCUGGCCGUGAAGGGCGGAGUGGUCGGGAUCACCAUCGACUGGAAUUGUGACCUGGACUGGGCCGUGCGGCACUGCACGCCCGUCUACGAGUUCCACAGCCUGUACCCGGAAGAGAACAACCUGUCGCCGGGCUUUAACUUCAGGUUUGCCCGCUACUACAUGGAGAACGGGACCUCCCGCCGGCACCUCUUCAAGGUCUUUGGCAUCCGCUUCGACAUCCUGGUGAACGGCAAGGCCGGCAAAUUCGACAUCAUCCCCACCAUGACGACCAUCGGGUCCGGGAUCGGAAUCUUUGGGGUGGUGAGUGCGGAGGGGCAGCGGGGGUGGGAGGAGGGCCGGGGCCAGGGCCCGAAGGUGCCCGCCCGCUGCCCAGGCACCCGGACAGCAGGCCGGGCGCCCCGAGGGCCCCCGAGUCGUGCUUCUUGGGGGGCCCUCCGGCCUCUUCCCAGGGCCCACGUCCUUCUCCUGCCCCUGGAUGGGGGCCCCUUCGGCUCAGCCCGGCCUCCAGCCAGGCCACAGAGAUGGAAAGGAGCCGGGCCACCUUCAGGGCCCUCCAGCCAGGGGUUCCGCCUGCGCCCG